Coregonus clupeaformis (lake whitefish) is the source of this 1967-nucleotide messenger RNA. RefSeq names its product arrestin domain-containing protein 4. Gene Ontology annotation, biological process: protein transport. Gene Ontology annotation, molecular function: ubiquitin-like ligase-substrate adaptor activity. NCBI's taxonomy places the organism in Eukaryota, Metazoa, Chordata, Actinopteri, Salmoniformes, Salmonidae. The coding region runs from base 257 to 1471 and encodes 404 amino acids. The transcript is spliced from 9 exons. Gene Ontology annotation, cellular component: cytoplasm; plasma membrane. The record is from RefSeq and is a predicted model, not a curated record.
CAACAUAAUCGGCGUAAUGAAUACAGCCCUGAGCUCUGCGUGUAUCUAAAUCCUUCGCUCUGCAACUCCGCGUUCUCUGAACAGCGUGAGAAAUUGUCCCAAUUACUGUAAUGUAAAACAAUGAUAACAGUGUCAAUUGUGUUUGACCUAUAAUACUGAAUAUUUCUCAUGAAAUGUGUUACCAGCUGGUCCAUUGCCAAAUUCGAGCUUGACGUUCCCAUAUCGAAUCCGAGGACAACAGAAGUAACGUCCAACGAUGGCUGACAAAGUGAAGGUAUUCUGUAUCAUGUUCAACAAUGAAGACAAGCGUGAAUACAGUGCUGGUGAAGUUCUAUCUGGACACGUUGUGGUCGAGGUGUCUACAGGUGUGUCAGCACAAAUCAAAGCUGUCAAAAUAUCGACCAGAGGAUGUGCCCAGGUCUACUGGGGUAAAGGGCCUCGACAAGCACCAUCACCGAGCAGUGCUGCUAUAGCAAACACAUCAUCUCAGUGUGUGCAGGAGCAGGUGGAAUACUUAUGCAUAUCUCAAACUCUCAAAGAAACACCAGAUGGUGAGGAAUUCAUCAGUCUUGAUGAAGGGCGUUAUGAGUUCCCCUUUCAUGUGGAGCUCACUCAAACGCCCCUUGUUACCUCUUUCAAGGGGAAGUAUGGGAGUGUUUGCUAUGAGGUGACAGCUGUAUUACAGAGGCCCUUGAAUCAAGAUCAAACUGUCAACAGAGAAUUCUCUGUUAUCAGCCAUGUUGAUGUCAAUUCCCCAUGGUUACUGUCCUCUGUGUCUACAAACAACGAGAAGAUGAUUGGCUGUUGGAUUUUUACCUCCGGCCCCAUCUCUCUGAAUGUCAAUAUCAACAGAAUGGGCUACUGUAAUGGAGAGUCAAUCCCCAUCAAUGCUGUGAUUGAGAACUGUUCUUCUCGACUCAUCGUGCCUAAAGCAGCUAUCUACCAAAUACAGACCUUCAUGGCAAAUGGCAAAACAAAAAGUUAUACAAAGUUGGUUGCCAGCGUGAGGGGUAACCACAUUCCAUCAGGCUGCACAGACACCUGGAAUGGAAAAAUACUGAAGAUCCCACCUGUCUCUGCCUCAAUUCUCAACUCCUCAGUCAUCAGAGUGGAAUACUCCCUGGCAGUCAUGGCACAGAUACCAGGUGCUAAGAAACUCAAGGUGGAGCUUCCCAUUGUGAUUGGCAGUAUACCAUACAACGGCCUUGACGGCAGAAGCUCCAGCUUGAGCAGACACUUCAGCAUGGACAUGAGCUGGCUCGCACUGGCACUUCCUGAAGUGCCUGAAGCCCCUCCUAACUAUGCGGAUGUGGUGUCUGAGGAAGAGUUUGAACUGCACAGCCCCUCUUACUCUCAGUCCGAGGAGUUGGAGAGACAGCUUGGUGGACAAGCCCUUUCUUACAUCCAGGAGUUCAGGUUCCAGCCUCCACCACUGUACUCUGAGGUUGAUUCCCACCCAGUCCAUAGCUAGGCUAAAUGUUGAGCCUCUACAUCAUCUGUUAAAGAACCAAAGUGAUGCCUUCAAAUUGCAAUGUUGCACAAUAUUUAUAUUGUGGUGUAAAGAGUGUAAUAUAAUGUGAUCAAGUCUUGAACCAAUUAAACUUUGGAUUUCAUAGCAGAUUAACCAUAUUUUUUGAAUGAUUAUGCACUAGGCUGUGUUGAGAAAUGUAGGCUACUCUUUACAUGACUGUUAUUAGAAAGGGAAUUACUGCACAGCACAUUGUUGUAGCAGGUGGGUGCAACAUAAUGCAAGAUAAGGUGUGUUAUCUACUGUAUAUAAUGUAAAGCACUUUGAGAGCUACUGAAACAGGUUGUGUUGUUGAAGUCUACAAUAGCUUUAUUUCUGUAUGUCAUGAAUCCUUUCCUGAUGCAAUGGGCCACAUGUUCAGGGUGUAUAAUAUAAUAUGGGCAUUCUUUUUGAAAUCUGAUACAUUGUAACUAAAAAGUUGAACAUGUCUGAGCAGAAA